CACAGUAAAUGCGGGCAUAUCUUGGUAAGCAAGCUGUUGUGUACUUCUUUUCUUUUUUCCACCAGGUCGGCCACCCUCGAACCAACCCAAUCACACUGAUAUUGAUGAUAUUGACGGGGAUACCUAUCCCCGUAUCAUUGCUGCCGUGAGUGGGAGACGUGCAGUGCGAGCCCUGGAGCGAAUUGGGCCCAGAUCGCUUCAUUACCUUACUAUGAAAGAGGAGAUUCAUGACGAUUCGACAUCUUCAGCAACCUCAAGCAAAUCGCCUGAUGCAGCGACACCAUCGGAGCAAGACCAACGAUCGGCUUCAAUGCCCGAACAAGCGAUACGAGGGAUGGGGACGUUGAAUAUAAAUGCUAUAGUCGACAUGUGGAAAGAUGCUGGGCUGGGUAUUCAGCGCUUGGAAUGGCCAAGUCUGUUAGAGGAGAGCAGGGAACGCCUAUUUGAAGAUGACGGCAGUGUGGCUGGGAAUACCAACGCAGACGAGAUGCCUGACCUGAGUCAAAAGACUGUGAACCUACUGGUGGCGAUUUACGAAACAGACAUAAACACCAUGCAUCCAAUCCUUAUUCCCUCACUCUCCGCACAUGAACAGGCGAGGGACUACGACGCGGAGGUGACCGCUUACCGACCCUUUCUCCUGAACAUUCUUGAUAGAAGUGGAAGAGAUUCACCAAGACGCCCCUCGCCUUGCCAGUGAUGGUAUCAAUGCUCUUGUCCACAGUAUGGUGGCUUUCACGUGCCUCGACACGGAAAGUCCUAUUUUCUCCAAUGACAAUUGGAAAAUCUCAGAACUCUUCGAGCUGUAUAUGGAGAUC
This is a messenger RNA of Mollisia scopiformis, 818 nucleotides long. RefSeq lists its product as uncharacterized. The coding region runs from base 212 to 700 and encodes 162 amino acids. The transcript has 3 exons. NCBI's taxonomy places the organism in Eukaryota, Fungi, Ascomycota, Leotiomycetes, Helotiales, Mollisiaceae. The record is from RefSeq and is a predicted model, not a curated record.